AUGGCAAGUAAGCCUAUUGGUGAGCCUGCGAUUUUUAAGAGGAAAACCAAAAAACCUGCUUUCAAGAAAAACUUGGUUGAGAGUUAUGAUGUUGAUGAAAAUGGAGAAAUGUCAACCACCAAACCAAACUACUUCAAAAGCUUUGGAUCAUUCAAGCUUUUAUGUUUAAGAAGUUUAAUAUCGUUUGUUGUACUGAAUGCUUCUAGACAAUAUUUAAAAGCAAGCUUUCUAACGCGAAGUCCGCUAUCUAACAUUACAAAUGGUGUAUUCCUUGUAGAUUGUAAGGAAAGAAUACUUAUGCGAAAAGAAGAGAUCGAUAAAAGGAAUUCCCACAUAAAGUCUAAAGGUUUGCAAAAUGUCCAAGUUAGUUCUAACCAAUCACCAACUAACAGAAAUGUCUAUUAUGGGAAGGAAGUCGUCAAUACUUAUCAAUCAAUUCCAAACACACAUACCACUGACACUGCUUCAAAUAUCUAUUAUACACCAUUGCUAUCAGAUGUUACAAAUGCUUCACUCCCCGAUAAUGAUUAUACUCGCUCGAAGUUUAAUCGGCGCAUCCGUAAAGAAUAUCUAGAUAGGAGAAAAAAAGGCUUGAAUUUUACCUCACCAAACAUUCCAAUUUCAAGUACUUCUUCUUCAGAUAUCCAAUUCAGUUUUAACAAUUCACCAAUUAAUAGAACUGUCCCUUAUGUGAAGGAAGUUGUUAUUCCUUAUCAAUCAAAUCCAAAUCAACAUACCAUUGUUCAUUCUUCCAAAAUCUAUUUUACACCUAUGCUAUCAGAUAUUACUAAUGCUUCAAUCACCACUGAUGAUUAUAGUAGCCCAAAGUUUUGUCGGAGCAUCAGGAAACAAUAUCGUGAUAGGCAAAAACAAGCAAUUAAAUCUCCAUCAGUAAACUUUCCAAGGUCAACUACACAAGCAUCUAUCAAAUUACUACAAAGUACUUAUACGUCAAAGAAGAAUAUUCAAUUAUCUUCGUUGAACAAUUCUCGAGAAAAACUCCAUUUUUCCGGAGAAUUUAUAACGAAUAUAUUUUGUGGCAUAUCAAAAGAUUACUUGGAUCAUGGUGAUCAGAGUCAUAUAUGUGAAACAUGUCAUGCAAAAUUAUGGAAAGAUGAAGUCUUAAGAAGUUAUCAAAGAAAGACUAAAUCAAGUUUUUCUCUAUGUUGUGGUUACAGCAAAGUCAAACUUCCCGAUUUCAAGCCCCCGCCCUCUGAUUAUAAAAGUCUUUAUACUUCUUCUGACUCUAAAAGCAUUCAUUUUUUGAAAAACAUUCGUCGUUACAACUCAAUGUUUUCUUUUACUUCCAUGGGUGGAAAAGUAGACAACUCCAUUAACAAUGGUAAUUCUCCUUAUGUAUUCAGACUUAGUGGUGAGAAUUAUCAUAGUAUUGGAAGUCUUAUACCAACGAAUGGAUCCAAGCCUAAGUUUUCUCAGUUAUAUAUAUAUGAUACUGAGAAUGAGGUUGCAAACAGACAAUUUGUUUUAGGGGAAAGCCGAAAACACUCCAGCUCAAGUAGUGAAAUUUUGGAUUUUGAAAUUAUUUCAGAAUUGAAGGCAAUGUUAGAUUCUCACAAUCAGUUGGUUAAGUCUUACAGAAUGGCGAGAGAUUGUUUUCAAAGAAAUCCUUGUGAGAAUCUUAAGAUUCGCCUUAUUGCAAAAAGGAAUAAAGAUGGUAGGACAUAUAACUUGCCAACUGCUUCUGAAGUUGCUGCUUUAAUAGUUGGAGAUAUUGACACUUUGUUUGAACCGAGAGAUAUUAUUGUGAAGAGUAAACAAGGUUAUCUCGAGCGAAUUAGUGAACUACAUCCUUCUUAUUUAGCUCUUCAAUAUCCCCUACUUUUUGUUUACGGUGAUGAUGGUUAUAGAAUUGAUAUCCUUCAUCGUGAUGUUUCUACUUCAAGCAGCAGUGAUGUUUCUACUUCAACCACCAGUAAAAGACAUACGUGCACAAUGAGAGAAUACUUUUGCUACAGAAUCCAAGAUAGAUCGAAUACGUUUUCUUUGGUUCUUAAUUCCAGAAGGCUUUUUCAACAAUUUUUGGUCGAUGCGUAUACUAUGAUUGAAAGCGAAAGGCUCUUAUACAUACGUACUCAACAAAAGAAAUUAAGAUGCGAGACUUUUGAGAAUUUAUGUUCUGUUAAAGAACAAGGCAAAAGUGAUGUCUCUAAAAUCGGUCAGCGUGUUAUAUUACCUUCGUCUUUUACUGGUAGUGCACGGUACAUGUUUCAAAAUUAUUUAGAUGCCAUGUCCCUUUGUAAAUGGUAUGGUUAUCCUGAUUUUUUCAUAACAAUCACAUGUAACCCAAAAUGGCCUGAAGUGAAGAGGUUUCAUAAGGACACGAGUCUUAACCCGGAAGAUAGGCCUGAUAUUUUAUGUAGGUUAUUUAAAAUCAAGUUGGAUUCCAUCAUUAAAGACUUAAGGGAUAAUGCAAUUCUUGGAAAGCUUCAAGCAGUUGUAUAUACGGUGGAGUUUCAAAAGCGCGGCUUGCCUCAUGCUCAUUUGUGCUUAUUUAUGCAUGCCGACCACAAACUUCCAACCGUUGAUUAUAUCGAUCCAUUCAUUUCUGCCGAAAUACCUGACAAAGACAAAGAACCAGAGUUAUAUUUUCUUGUAAGUGAGUUCAUGAUUCAUGGUCCUUGUGGUGUUGAAAAAAUGAAUUGUCCCUACAUGAUUGACGGAAAGUGUUCCAAAAAUUUUCCCAAAAAAUUUCGUGAAUCUACAUGCAUAGAUGGUGAUGGUUUUCCCGUUUACAGAAGACGUAACAAUGGUGUUUUUAUUGAGAAGUCAGAUGUCAAGUUAGAUAACCGCAGUGUUGUGCCAUACAAUAAAAUUCUUUUACAAAGAUAUCAAGCACACAUCAAUGUUGAGUGGUGCAAUCAGGCCGGAUCAAUAAAAUAUUUGUUUAAAUAUAUAAAUAAAGGUCAUGAUAGGGCAUCAAUUUGUUUUGUACCAAGUAAAGAAGCAAAUGAUCAAGAAAAGACGGUUGAUGAAAUCAAAGACUACUAUAGUUGUCGAUACAUAUCUGCUUGUGAAGCGUCUUGGCGGAUUUUUUCUUAUGAUAUACAUUAUAGGAAUCCUUCUGUCAUUAGGCUUCCUUUUCAUCUUCCAGGACAACAACAUGUUAUCUAUGAGGAAUUUGAAGAAAUAGAAGAUGUGUUAGAUAAACCGUCAGUGAAUGCUUCCAUGUUUUUACAGUGGUUUGUUUGUAAUGAAAAAUACCCUGCGGCACGUCAACUUACUUAUGUCGAAUUCCCAACAAAAUUUGUAUGGAAGAUCAACAAACGUAAGUGGAAACCAAGGAAAAGAGGUUUUUCAAUUGGCAGAAUUCAUUCGGUUUCUCCUUCAGUCGGUGAAGCUUAUUAUUUGAGGAUUUUGUUGAACAAGGUGAAAGGUCCAAGAAAUUUUGAGGAUAUCAGAACCGUAAAUGAUGUUGAGUAUCCUACUUUUAGAGAUGCAUGUUAUGCAUAUGGCCUUUUGGAUGAUGACAAUGAAUAUGUUGAAGCCAUUAUAGAAGCAAGUUUCACCGGAUCAGGUUAUUAUUUAAGAAGUUUGUUUUGUACAAUGUUAAUGUCCGAGAGUAUGUCUAGACCGGAAUUUGUGUGGGAAAAAACUUUCACUUACUUAUCAGAUGACAUUCUCUACAAGCAACGUCGUAUUUUAAAACAUCCAGGUUUGGUACUUAACGAAGAUCAAAUUAAGAACCUAACAUUGUUUGAGAUCCAAAAGUUUUUACUUCGAAAUAAUUCCACUCUUAAAAGGUAUUCCAGUAUGCCUUUUCCUAAUAAUGAUUGUAUAUCUUCCGCAAACAAUCUUUUACUUAGUGAAGAGUUGGCUUAUGACACGGAGAUAUUAGCUGAAGAGUUUCGUAAACUUUUCUCUUCAUUAACUCAAGAACAACGGGUUAUAUAUGAAGAAAUCAUCACAGCGGUGGAUAACAACAAAGGAGGCGUUUUUUUUGUUUAUGGUUACGGUGGAACAGGAAAAACAUAUCUUUGGAAGACUUUAUGUGCAUCUAUAAGAUCAGAAGGGAAAAUUGUUUUAAGUGUUGCUUCCAGUGGAAUUGCAUCUCUUUUGCUAUCAGGAGGGAGGACUGCUCACUCUCGGUUCCACAUUCCUAUCAAUUUAGAUGAGGAUUCUUUUUGUUUCAUUAAGCCAGAUAGCGAUCUUGCACGUUUAUUACAAGAAACAUCACUUAUCAUUUGGGACGAAGCACCAAUGGUACAUAAACAUGGAUUUGAAGCUUUGGACAGAUCGUUAAAAGACCUUUUUAGAUCUGUAUCUGGAGCAUCAUCAGAAUUGCCAUUUGGUGGGAAAGUUAUAGUUUUUGGAGGAGACUUCCGACAAAUUCUACCUGUGGUGCCAGGAGGAAGCAGACAACAAAUUGUAAAUGCUUCUUUAAGUUCUUCUUAUAUUUGGAGAACUUGCAAAGUCCUAAAAUUGACCAAAAAUUUGAGGUUGAGUACCUCAAAUGAUCCAUCUAAAAUACAAGAAACUACCAAGUUUGCAAACUGGCUUUUGGAUAUAGGUGAAGGUAAUGUCGGUGGUUUGAAUGACGGCAAUGCAAUUUUACAAAUACCCGAAGAUCUUCUCAUCAAACAUUCGUCUGAUCCCAUUUCAGAGUUAAUCGAGUUUGUAUAUCCUUCUCUUAUAUAUAAUUUCAAUGAAGCAAAUUACUUCCAUCAAAGAGCCAUUCUAGCUCCAACAAAUGACGUUGUUCAAGAAAUCAACGAUCGUAUGCUGUCACUUUUUCCGGGAGUUGAGAAGGAAUAUUUAAGCUCCGAUAGUAUCUGUCCAACAGAAAUGCUUAAUGAGAAUUUAGAUGAUACAUUAUGCUCACCGGAUAUUCUUAAUGGAAUUAAAGCUUCUGGUUUGCCGAAUCAUAGGUUAGUUUUCAAGGUAGGUGUUCCGGUCAUGCUUCUUAGAAAUAUUGACCAAAAAAGUGGUUUGUGUAACGGAACAAGAUUAAAGGUGGUCUCUUUGGGUAAACGUGUUAUACAGGUAGAGAUUAUCUCUGGAAGUCACAUUGGCGAUCGUCAUUAUAUUCCUAGAAUUACGUUGAUACCUACAGACAAAAAACUUCACAUUAAGUUACAAAGAAGACAAUUUCCACUUGCGGUAUCUUUUGCAAUGACCAUAAACAAAAGUCAAGGACAAUCACUCAGUAGAGUUGGUUUGUUUUUGAAAAAUCCAGUUUUCACACAUGGUCAAUUGUAUGUUGCAUUAUCAAGAGUUACCCGACGAGAUGGCCUCAAAAUUGUUAUUCUAGAUAGUGAUGGAAAUCUUUCUGAUACAACGUCAAAUGUCGUAUACAAAGAAGUUUUUAGAAAUUUGUAA
Messenger RNA from Helianthus annuus (common sunflower), 5337 nucleotides. RefSeq lists its product as uncharacterized. Gene Ontology annotation, biological process: DNA repair; telomere maintenance. The record is from RefSeq and is a predicted model, not a curated record. Gene Ontology annotation, molecular function: DNA helicase activity. NCBI's taxonomy places the organism in Eukaryota, Viridiplantae, Streptophyta, Magnoliopsida, Asterales, Asteraceae. The coding region runs from base 1 to 5337 and encodes 1778 amino acids. The transcript is spliced from 13 exons.